GUCAUCAUGAUCGCUCGGUUGCAUGCCAUGUAUCAGAGAUCUAGAAAGGUGCUGACAUUGCGAGGUGAGCUCAUAAUGUCAAUGUGGUUUCUCUUUUUCCACCAAGGUUUUCGCAUGCUAGUUUUUUGGUUAUCUCUUGUCUCCAGAUCGGUUUCUUCUUUUCGACACUCUCAGUGGACAUAUAUUCCCUGGACCCUCAGAUUUAUUUUGUUCUCGCUGAGAUAUUCCAGGUCGUGCAGAUGUUUGUGCUAGGACCACGCCUCAUCCUCGGUGUUGGAGAAUAUCACGCUGAGCUCGUGGCCAACUCUAAUACAGCAACCGCA
This is a messenger RNA of Suillus subalutaceus, 323 nucleotides long. RefSeq lists its product as uncharacterized. The transcript has 3 exons. The annotation marks the transcript as partial. Lineage: Eukaryota; Fungi; Basidiomycota; Agaricomycetes; Boletales; Suillaceae. The record is from RefSeq and is a predicted model, not a curated record.